This is a messenger RNA of Hyaloperonospora brassicae, 747 nucleotides long. NCBI's taxonomy places the organism in Eukaryota, Oomycota, Peronosporomycetes, Peronosporales, Peronosporaceae. The record is from the annotation of a GenBank genome assembly.
AUGGGUAUCACUGACAACACCUCGACCAGCUCCAGCAGCGCCACUGAAAAGGAGUUCGCCAAGCUGCAGGACCUCAUGCACAGCGGCGCGACCGAAGCCUCGAGCUACUUGGACUCGCUCAAGAGCAAGUUCAGCGACUACGACAACUCGCACAAGUCGUCAAAGGACUCGGCCACGUCCUUCUUCCAGACCGCAAUGGACCGGGCCCACGACUCGGUCGCCAAGCUCAAGAAAGCGGGCGAAGACCUGCGCGCGAGCGGCAACAACGCGUCGGACUCGGCCGUCGAGUCGGCCAAGCGCACGAUGGACCACGCGCACUCGGCGCUGGAGGAUCUCGGCAAGUCGGCCAAGUCGUACGACGAGCGCGUGCGCGACUCGAUCAACGACAAAGCCGACCGCGCCAAGGACAGCGGAUCCAGUGCAAUGGAGUCGGUCCAGGACACUGUCUCGUGGCUCAUGAACUCGACGCGCGAGUCGACUUUCCACGGCUUUGAGGCGCUGCAGAACCAAUUUGCCGCAACGCAAAAGUCGAUGGCCGACCACGCGUCCGCCGCUGCCGAAGGUGUUUCGAACAUGGCCUUGGACGCUGCCGACGGUGUUUCUACAAUGGCUUCGGACGCUGCCGAGAAGAUCAAACCAGACGAUCCGAAAGCCGCCGACCCGUCGCUGAUGGAACGCGCCACUGGUGCAGUGUCGUCGUCGCUCGAGUAUGUGGCCAGCACAUUGGGUACCAAAAAGACCUCAUAG